Molecule: messenger RNA, 756 nt
Organism: Pygoscelis adeliae (Adelie penguin)
Lineage: Eukaryota; Metazoa; Chordata; Aves; Sphenisciformes; Spheniscidae
Product: coiled-coil domain-containing protein 102A-like
Exons: 7
Source: RefSeq, a predicted model, not a curated record
CCACCCACGGCGCCACAGGAGCUGGAGCUGAUGGAAAACAUCUUGACGAGCAAGCAGGAUGAGAGCUGGGAGCAGCGGGGCCCCCGGGCCUCCUUCACCCGCCAGGAACGGAGCCGCCUGCUCUGGGAGGAUGUCAGCGUCAUGGAGGAGGAUGCCACCAAAGUCACCGCCCUGAAGCUGAGGCUGGAUGAGUCCCAAAAAGUGCUGCUCAAGGAGCGGGAGGACAAGCUGGCGCUCAGCAAGAGCAUCGAGAAGCUGGAGGGCGAGCUCAGCCAGUGGAAGAUCAAGUACGAGGAGCUCAACAAGAGCAAGCAGGAGGUGAUGAAGCAGCUCAACAUUCUGAAGGAGAUCCACCAGGACGAGCUGGGGCGCAUCUCUGAGGACCUGGAAGACGAGCUGGGUGCUCGCUCCAGCAUGGACAAGAAGCUGGCCGAGCUGCGCGCGGAGGCCGAGCUCUUUGAGAAGAACAAGGAGCUGGCCGACCUGAAGCACAUCCACACCAAGCUGAAGAAGCAGUACCAGGAGAAGAUGGCCGAGCUGGCCCAUGCCAACCGCCGCGUGGAGCAGCACGAGGGCGAGGUGAAGAAGCUGCGCCUGAGGGUGGAGGAGCUGAAGAAGGAGCUGGCCCAAGCCGAGGACGAGCUGGAUGAGGCCCACAACCAGACGCGGAAGCUGCAGCGGUCGCUGGAUGAGCAGACGGAGCAGAGCGAGAGCUUCCAGGUGCAGCUGGAGCAUCUGCAGUCCCGGUUGCGGCGG